GAGAGGGCGGUGAUGUGUAUUGAGAGAGUGGUGGGUAUGUUGAUGGUGAUGGUGGUGAUAGUUUAAGUGUAAACUCGAAAGUGAAAGUGGUUCUCUUGUUGAUUGGGGAAAAAUUGAGAUAAAUUUUCUCGAUAAACUUGGAAGCCGCGUUUCGAAAUCUUAGUUUUCGUUUUUUCUCUCUCUCUCUCUUCUUUCAGGGAAUUAAUUAUCGUACGGACAUAAUCCAUUUGGACUCGAUUAGUGUACGGAUUGGAUUAAUCGGAUUUUCUGUUUCGUCAAACCCAAAAUCCAUUGGAAAAGUUAACUAAUUGUGAUUGUGAUUAAACUCGAUCAUGGGAGCUAAUUAACCUUAAUUUGGAACGAAAAACAGGGAAACAAUUUGAAAGAGUAAAAAAAAACGAAAGAGAAAAAAGAGAAGAAAAAAAAACACCAACAAGAAGAUUCGAAAUCGUAAACAACACAAUUCAACCGUAAAUCGACAAAUCGACAAAUCGACGAAUCAAGUGUUCUAACGAUGUAUUCGGGAAUGAUGAACCAUUUGGAUUACUACCUGUUACAGAAACCAAUUCAUCCAUGUAAAAUGUUGUCUUCUGGUCCAGUAAAUGGGUCAUUUUUUGAAGUGACCAGGGGAUUCAUUCAAUCGGUGAACACCAUGGAAUCAACUGUUCUUGUACCAACCCUGUUGAAGGAUAUUAAUCUUGAAGGUGUUUCUUGGGUUCCGAGUUUGAUGGUUAAAUGUAAUUAUCGUCAAUUGUUUGAAAUCUAUUGUGCAAUUAAAAAGUGUAAAAAUUAUUUCACUGAAGUGGAAAUCGAUGAGGUUGAUAAGAUGACCAGUAAUAGAAGAUCAAUUAAGACCAACAACAAUUUGACCGACGAUAAAACAACAACAACAACAACAAUAGAUGAAAAUCCUUUACUUGUUUACGCCAUCGAAUCUGGUAUUGGCUAUUUAUCACCUGAUUAUGUUAUUAAUUAUUGUCAACAAUUGGAUCAAUCAAAGGUACCGGAUGUACCCUCUCCAUCACCUUCUACGACAACCUUAUCUUCAUCAUCAAAUGCCAAUUCUACAGGAAGUAAUCGGAAACAGAAAAUCUCACUAGAUUCAGGUAAUUGGAGCAGCAGAGGAUCAGAUUCAGUUGAUGAUGAUUUUGAUUUUGAUUCAACUGGUAACGCGAUCAACGGUUCAACCGUAACUCCAUCGCCGUCAUCGACAACAGCGACAGGGACAACAGCAAAUGGAAAUCUAAUCAAUUGUUUAAUUAAUUCACAAGUUAAUCAUCAUGAUGAAAUGACCAACAAUCUACACAGUGAAUCGGAUCAACAACAACCUUUGACAACACUAUUAAACGCUACCUCGACCUACCUUCGUAACCUGAAGGCGCUUUUCAAUCACCUGAAGGAAGUAGCUGAUUUUGUUACCCAACAAUAUCUUCAAGCACUUCAACUCAUUUAAUUAACUGAUUAUCGUGGUUUCGCUCAAUAGCAACGUCGUUACAAUAAUUGUCCAUGACUUCAACUAUUUCGUUUUAAUUUUCUUCUUUCUCUUCAUGUAAUUACAAUUUAAUUACAAUACCACAAUCAUUAACAUUUCA
Panonychus citri (citrus red mite) is the source of this 1592-nucleotide messenger RNA. RefSeq lists its product as uncharacterized. NCBI's taxonomy places the organism in Eukaryota, Metazoa, Arthropoda, Arachnida, Trombidiformes, Tetranychidae. Gene Ontology annotation, cellular component: cytosol. Gene Ontology annotation, biological process: regulation of lipid biosynthetic process. The transcript has 2 exons. The record is from RefSeq and is a predicted model, not a curated record. The coding region runs from base 515 to 1453 and encodes 312 amino acids.